AUGCGCGACUACGACGCGGCCACCGCCUUCCUGGGUGAAUGGGGUCGCUUCCAGCGCCUCGUCUUCUUCCUGCUCAGCGCCAGUACCAUUCCCAAUGGCUUCAAUGGGAUGUCGGUCGUGUUCCUGGCCGGCACCCCCGAGCACCGGUGCGUCGUGCCCAGCGGGGCCAACCUGAGCGCGGAGUGGCUGAACGCCAGCAUCCCGCUGGAGCUGCGGGGCGGGCGGGCCGUGCCGAGCCGCUGCCGCCGCUACCGCCUGGCCGCGCUCACCAACUUGUCUGCGCUGGGGCUGCGGCCCGGCUCCGACGUGGAGCUGGAGUCGCUGGAGCAAGAGCCGUGCCGGGACGGCUGGGAGUACAGCCGGGACGUCUACCGCUCCACCAUCAUCACCGAGUGGAACCUGGUGUGCGAGGAUGACUGGAAAGCCCCGCUGACCACAUCCCUGUUCUUCGUGGGAGUCCUCAUCGGCUCCUUCAUCUCAGGGCAGCUCUCAGACAGGUUUGGCAGGAAGAACAUCCUCUUUCUGACCAUGGCCGUGCAGACUGCCUUCAGCUUCCUGCAGAUCUUCUCCAUCAGCUGGGAGAUGUUCACAGUGCUCUUUCUCAUAGUGGGAAUGGGGCAGAUCUCAAACUACGUGGUGGCCUUCAUACUGGGAACAGAAAUCCUGGGCAAAUCAGUUCGUAUUAUAUUCUCUACAUUAGGAAUUUGCAUAUUUUUUGCAAUUGGCUACAUGUUGCUGCCACUGUUUGCUUACUUCAUCAGAGACUGGCGGAUGCUGCUGCUGGCACUCACGGUCCCGGGGCUGUUCUGCAUCCCGCUCUGGUGGAUCAUUCCUGAAUCCCCUCGGUGGCUGAUCUCACAGGGAAGGUACAAGGAGGCAGAUGUUAUUAUCCGAAAGGCUGCAAAGAUAAAUGGUGUGCCAGCCCCAGAAGUGCUUUUUGACACCGCAGAGAUGCAGGAUUGGAAGCCUCAGCAGCAGCAGAAGGCUAUCCUUCUGGACCUAUUUCGAACCCGAAACACUGCAACUAUUACUAUUAUGUCAUUACUUUUGUGGUUCUUCACAUCAGUUGGUUACUUCGGCCUGUCCCUCAGCACUCCAAACUGGCAUGGCAGUGCCUACAUCAACUGUUUCCUCUCGGCUGUGAUUGAAGUUCCAGCUUAUGUGAUUGCCUGGCUCCUCCUCCGCUGCCUCCCCCGGCGCUACUCCUUAGCUGGCAUCUUCUUUUUAGGGGGAGGUGUUGUCCUCUUCAUUCAGCUGGUUCCUGCAGAUUUUAAUGUCCUGUCUGUGGGCCUGGUGAUGCUUGGGAAAUUUGGCAUCACAGCCGCAUUUUCAAUGCUUUAUGUCUACAGUGUGGAGUUGUACCCAACGCUAGUGCGAAACAUGGCAGUUGGAGCUACUUCCACCGCUUCCAGGCUGGGCAGCAUCAUUGCUCCUUACUUUGUUUACCUGGAUGCCUACGACAAAUACCUCCCAUAUAUCCUGAUGGGAAGCCUGACUGUGCUGAUUGGGAUUCUUACCCUGUUUCUCCCAGAGAGCUAUGGCAAUUCCCUGCCGGAGAGCUUUGAGCAGAUGCUGAAGUUGAAGUGUUUCAGAAACGGGCAACAAACCACUGGCAUUAGGAAUGCAAAGGAGAGUCCUAAGGUUCUGGUAACACCCUUGUGAAGAAGGACACAAGCUCAGAGAUGCUGAAAGAAGAACAGCAUCUUCUCAGAAUGCAUCUUCUGCCAGAAGAAAAUCCAACAGUCAAUGCUACUGCACCAUAGUUGUUAUCCCUUGUGCUACUCUACCCAAAUACAUAGUUUACUAACAGAUGCUGUGUAGUCCUGUAGGACUCUUAGUCUGUAAUUCAGUGUCCUGAAACUUGGGACUUCUCCCUUGCUGAGAAAUGGGGCCUGUGUGUGCUAAAUACAAUUCAAGGAGUAAGCUAGAAAUGAGUGUUAGGAAUAGUACAGCAAUGACUCCAGUCAGUUGGAUACUCAAUGAAAGCUGCUUAAAGGAAAGAAAGGGUAGUGAAUGUAAUGCUCAUGGUUUUUCUCACUGUGCAUGUUGACUGGAUGAAGGGGAGCUGGGGUCUGCCUCUGAAAACAUCAGCAUAUGCCCCUGAAGGGAAGAUCUUCCUUUGAAAUCUGGGACCAAAGCCUAAUAGACUAAGUAGGAUCAGGAUUUAGUUGUAGCAAAGCAGACAAGCACUUCAGUGUAAGGAUGUGGGAUUUGUACAAGACAUCAGAGUAUCUUUUGAUGUCGCUUGCUUUUCCCAGGAGCUGGGAUCCACUUGUCCCUGUAAAAGCUGAUGCUUGUUCAUAAAGCCUGGGCCCACUGAAAUCCUUGGGCUUCAUGAACAUUUGGUAUCCUUGGGGAUGGAGGGGGAAUCUUUAACACUGAGUAAGGACUACAACUUGCUGACCACCUGAGGGGCUGUGCCUUCUUUCAGAAGACACAUGGGCCUAAGCAAGUCAGUGGUCCCAUCCAAACAGCUUUAGCUUUCAGGUGUUUCCUGGUAUAUGAGCAUAAGCAGGGUUUUUAGAUCUUUUGGGGUUGCGUUUUUUCCAAAGCAUUUCAUUUGAAAAUAUACCACAUCAUUCUGUGCCUCCACAGGAAGUACAGAGAAGACAGCUUCAAAAGCCUCUGUGUAAUCUUUGUACCAUUUACAGAUUUAAAGGGGAUUUGAUGCUCACAGAAAUCUGGCAUUCUACUCUGGAGAUGUUCACCCCAAGCUAUGAAAAACCACAAAAGGGCUAAUUUGGGACCACAGUUUUUUUCAGAACAAAAAAAAAAGAAAACACCAGCAAAUCACCACCAAAUCUAGUGUUUUGUUCUUCAGAUCCUACAGGUUAUGGAUGUGUUUAAGUUCAGCAACACUAGAUUGGAUGAAAACAAAUGCAGAGCUUAGAGUUCUGCUACUAUUGUUUAAUGAACACUACACAGCAGAAUACCUUUUAUUUUCCUAUUUAUUGGCAGUGCCUACAGUUCUUGGGCACAUAAAGUCGAUCAGACCUGUUAGACUGAUUUUUAUCCUCUAUAGGCAUCAAUUAGCCAUGAUUUAACUUCUGUAAGGGCUAACAAAAGCAUUCUGUCUUGCUUCUCAUGGGAGAGUUUGUGGCAAGCUGGUCUUGUGCUGGCACUGGGCAUAGGAAGGAGGCUGUCCCUUCCAAGUUCAAGCACAAAUAUAAAGCUUUAUAACAUGUACAAAGAACUUGUGCAAUUACUCUUAAAGUAAUGCCCUUUGGGAUGCAGAAAUACCAUUUACUUUCACAUUAGUUUGCUGCACUUAGGCUUUUGCCAUGAAUGUAACACCAGGCAACCAUUAUCCUGUGACCCCUGAUGUUCUCAUCCCUUCUCAAGCUGGAAUUUCUCUGGUAUCAGCAGUAUUUAAUCUUGGGUUUACUUACUACAAAGUUAAUCUAUAGAAUAGCAGUUUAGACAUAACUACAUUUGUCAGCAAAGCCUUUGUAUCAGUGUGGGACAGGUUUGACUUGAUUAAAUAGAGGUGGCCGUAUCUUUAUGAAGAUUUUUAUAUCAAGUUGCUACUUUGUGUGAUUGUAGGCUUGGGUGUUUCUAAAAAGUAAAUAUUUUUGUACUCUUGAGCUCCAUGGUAACUUAAAAACAAUUUUCCCUUUUCUAAAUAAGAAAAAGGGUUGUGUUGGGUUUUGGUUUAAAUACCUUAUUUUAAUCGGUCUCAUUUUUCGUACUCAAUCUCAAGCUGGUGUCACAUUUUAGUGUUUUCAAUGGCAUAUUUAAACAAAGACAAAUCUUCCCCACCUCUGGAAUAACAUUCUGAAAAGUACACAGUGUUGUUACAAGGCCUCAUGGUGCCUGAGAAUGGUGAAAAACAAGGGGAUUGCUUCAGUGCAUAAAGUAUUUGCAAGAAUUUUUGUCCUCUGCCAGUGGCUUCUGCAGGUUCACAAGCCCCAAAGAGCAAUGGUCUGUGGAAGAACCCAACAGGGAUGAAUCUGAAGUGCCACGUUCUGGCCGGUUACUGUUCUCUUAAUUGUAAAGCUGAAGCAAACAGCACUGGUUUAGUAGCCGCUGGCAGAAGUUAAAUGUGUUGCUAUGAGCUAUUUAAGCCUCUCCCUGCAAUCUUCAGCAGGAAGGGCAGGAGGGAAGCACCAGUGGGACCGUUCUCACUGACGCUGGGGCUGUUGCGCUGUGCCUCAACUGUCACCGCUGUCACCUUUACCUGGGUCUCUCUGUGCAACCUUUGCUCCUGGGCUGGUUAACUGGAUGUGCUAAAGCAUAUAUGAAACUGUAGCAAUUGCCACUCAUUCACUUAUGUCUUCAUGGUAAUAAAAUGUGCACUGGCACUGUAUAACCUG
This is a messenger RNA of Melopsittacus undulatus (budgerigar), 4313 nucleotides long. Its product is annotated as solute carrier family 22 member 4. Gene Ontology annotation, cellular component: membrane. The record is from RefSeq and is a predicted model, not a curated record. The transcript is spliced from 10 exons. NCBI's taxonomy places the organism in Eukaryota, Metazoa, Chordata, Aves, Psittaciformes, Psittaculidae. Gene Ontology annotation, molecular function: ATP binding; quaternary ammonium group transmembrane transporter activity. The coding region runs from base 1 to 1662 and encodes 553 amino acids. Gene Ontology annotation, biological process: carnitine transport; transmembrane transport.